CGGCGGGCACCCCUCCCGGCCCAGCCCGGCCCGCCCCGCCCACCCCGACCCCUGCUGCCGGGGAGCGGAGACCCGGCGGCCGCUGCGGACUCGGACGAGAUCGACGCAAGGUCAGCGGCGGACGCGCGCGGGGGAGGACCGGGUGCCCGGUGCGCCGCAGGGACGCCCGCGAGCGGGCUGGAGGGCUCCCUGGAAUCUCCAGAAGUUGCUUCCAUCAUGGCAGAACUCAAGGUGGAGACCCGGACCAGUGUAGACUGGCAGAAGCGCUGCCUGGCCCUGGAAAGCCAGCUUUUCCGCUUCCGCCUGCAGGCCAGCAAGAUAAGGGAGCUGUUGGCCGACAAGAUGCAGGAGCUGGAGCAGAGGCUGCUGGAGGCAGAGCAGAGAGCGGAGGACGCGGAGACCCAGGUGGGUGUGAUGGAAGAGAAGGUGAAAUUGUCCAAUCUGAAGAAUGUGGACUCAGCAGGCAGCCUGCACCGGAAGUACCAAGAAUUGCUGAAUGCCAUGCAGGGCAAAGACGAGCUCAUCGGCCGGCUGGAGGCCCAGUUGGAGAAGCAGAAGAAGAUGAGAGCUGAGGAAACAAAAAUCGUUCAAGAAAAAGCUGCAAAGAUCAAGGAAUGGGUGACACUGAAGUUAGCAGAGCUUGAGAUGGAGAAUCAGCACCUGAAAAGCUGUAAUCAGCACCUGGUGGAGCAGGUGGGAGCCCUUCAACGUGCACUAGAAGCUCUUCAGAUGGCACCUUCGGGGAAGCUGCUGGUGGCCCCCCAGGGAACCACAGAGCAGGAUUCUGUCCCUGCAGGACCAGGAGCCCAGCCAGUGGGGCAGGACGGUGGUCCUCAGGCCCAGGGUGCCCUGAAGGCAGCUAUGCCUGUACCUUCUCCAGCUGCUCUGCAGAGCAAGGACUCUGUUCCUAAAGCAGGAAGCCCCUUGGAGGAUUCUAGUUCCAGCAGGGUCCACCCUGGAGAAAUAUCAGGGGCCAAGACCCUUCCACUUCAUCUGGGAGGACAGGGCUCUCCUGGCCAGCUGUGCCUGAAGCCUUGCGCCCCCAGGCAUGGUUUGGCUUCCUGGGGUGAAGGCCUGGUCACUGCUCAAGGAGGGACGCUCCCUAGGACGAAGACCUCUGCCAGGGAGGGUGGCCCCGGCUGCAGCCUGACCCUGCCGAAGGUGCGGGCUCCCAGCACCCACCGGGACAGCAUCCAGCUGGCCAAGCGGCACCACAGCCAGCCCCAGGCGGGCCCUGCGCACUUCAACCACGUGGUGAGCAUUGAGAUUGGGACACUCUCAGCCCUCCCCUCCUCCAGCCUUCCCAAGGUGAAGGCUGGACCUGAGCUCCGGGAGGAACCGGAGAAGAUGGAGAUGGAGGAGCAACCCCCAGCGGGGAAGAUGGAGGAAGUGGAUUUGGGGAACAAACCACCUACACCCCCCCUGCACCGGUUUCCAUCCUGGGAGAGCCGGAUCUACGCUGUGGCCGCAUCAGGUGUGCGGCUGUCUGAAGUGUCUGCUAGAAGUAACGCCGCCUGCUGCGCUUCAAGCCCUCCAGCCCUUGCAUCCCCUGGGCCUUUCUCUGGCCUGGUCUGCAAGAACGUCACCGUGCCGGUCUACACAGCCUUGAAGGGGAAAGCCACGCAGAUCAGCACGGUGCCCUUUGUGGACGAGUCCUCUGGGUCUGAUGAUGACUGCAGCUCCCAGGCGAGCUUCCGAACUUCAGUGCCCUGCUCUGAGUCCAGGAAGACCAGUGGACUGGGCAGCCCCCGGGCCAUCAAGAGAGGCGUCUCCAUGUCCUCGCUGAGCUCCGAGGGUGACUACGCCAUCCCCCCGGACGCCUGCUCCCUAGACAGCGACUACUCAGAGCCUGAGCACAAACUACAGCGCACCUCAUCCUACUCCACCGACGGGCUGGGCCCAGGCGGGGAGUCACUGGAGAAGUCAGGCUACCUCCUGAAAAUGGGGAGCCGGGUGAAGACGUGGAAGAGGCGCUGGUUUGUCCUGAGACAGGGACAGAUCAUGUACUACAAGUCUCCGAGUGACGUCAUCCGGAAACCUCAAGGUCAAGUGGAACUGAACUCCCGUUGCCAAAUUGUUCGAGGGGAGGGUGCACACACAUUCCAGCUCAUCUCUGAGAAGAAGACCUAUUACCUGACAGCAGACUCGCCCAGCCUGCUGGAGGAGUGGAUCCGUGUCCUGCAGAGCCUGCUGAAGGUCCAGGCCACUGGGCCUCCAGCCCUGCCUCAGGGUGGCACCAAGCCUGCUGUGAAGGGCUGGCUGACUAAGGUCAAGCAUGGCCAUUCCAAACUGGUCUGGUGUGCUCUUGUUGGGAGAACCUUCUACUACUAUCGAAGCCACGAGGACAAGCGACCCCUGGGCCGUCUGCCUGUGCGGGACGCACGCAUAGAGGAAGUAGAUCGAUCCUGUGACUCAGACGAGGACUAUGAGGCUGGAGGAACCCGGCGGUUGCUUUCCUCCCAUUGCACCCUUGUGAUCCACCCCCCAGAGCACAGCCCCACCUACCUCCUCAUUGGCACCAAGCACGAAAAGGAUACGUGGCUUUACCACCUCACAGUGGCUGCAGGUGGCAGCAGUGCCAAGGUGGGCACUGCCUAUGAGCAGCUCAUUGGAAAGCUGAUGGACGGUGAGGGAGACCCAGAUUCCCCCCUCUGGAGGCACCCCAUGCUGUGCUACAGCAAAGACGGGCUGUACACCUCCCUCACCACCCUGCCCUCCGAGGCCCUGCAGACGGAGGCUGUCAAGCUCUUCAAGUCGUGCCAACUCUUCAUCAACGUGCCCGUGGAAGCGGCCUCGGUGGACUACCACGUGUCCCUGGCCCAGACCGCGCUGCAGGUCUGCCUCGUUCACCCCGAGCUGCAGAGCGAGCUCUACUGCCAGCUCAUGAAGCAGACCAGCUGCCGCCCGCCGCAGAAGUGUUCCCUCAUGCAGUGCUGGCAGCUCCUGGCUCUGUGUGCCCCACUUUUCCUGCCUCAGCACCACUUCCUCUGGUACGUCAAACAGCAGCUCCAGCGCCACGCAGAUCCCCGAAAUGAGACGGGCCAGUACGCCACGUACUGCCAGCGGGCAGUGGAGCGGACGCUGCAGACUGGGGAGCGGGAGGCCAGGCCGUCGCGCAUGGAGGUGGUGUCCAUCCUGCUGCGGAACCCCUUCCACCACUCCUUGCCCUUCAGCAUCCCCGUGCACUUCGCCAACGGGACUUACCAGGUGGUCGGUUUUGACGGCUCCUCCACAGUUGACGAGUUCCUCCAGCGGCUGAACCAGGAGACGGGCAUGAGGAAGUCCUCCCAUUCUGGCUUCGCCCUCUUCACGGACGACCCUUCUGGCAGGGACCUGGAACACUGCCUGCAGGGGAGCGUCAAGAUCUGCGAUGCCAUCUCCAAGUGGGAACAAGCCCUGAAGGAGCUGCACUCCGGAAAGUCUGAGGGUGGCACACGUGUCGUGAAGCUGAUGUACAAGAACAGGCUGUACUUUCGGAGUCAAGUCAAAGGGGAGACAGAGCGAGAGCGCCUGCUGCUUGCCUCCCAAACUAGCGCAGAGAUAGUGGCAGGGAGGUUUCCUGUCAACAAGGAGCUGGCUCUGGAGAUGGCUGCACUGAUGGCCCAGGUAGAGUAUGGGGACUUGGAGAAGCCCAUCCUGCCAGGACCUGGGGGCACACCCCCUGCCAAGGCUCUGCAUCACCUCCAGCAGGUCCUAGACAGGUUCUACCCAAGGCGCUACAGACACGGGGCCCCCCUGGAACAGCUGAGGCACCUGGCAGAUCAGCUGACCACAAAGUGGGCAGCACUGCAAGGCUGCUCCUCUCCUGAGUGCAUCCGCAUCUACCUGACAGUGGCCCGGAAAUGGCCCCUCUUUGGUGCUAAGCUCUUUGCUGCUCAGCCUGCACAGCUGUCUUCCAAGGAGAACAGUCUGGUGUGGAUUGCCGUGAAUGAGGAUGGCGUCAGCAUUCUGGACCACAACACUAUGCAAGUGCACGUCACUUAUCCCUACUCUUCAGUGAUGACCUUUGGUGGCUACCGGGAUGACUUCAUGCUUGUGAUUAGAUCCAUUUCAGACCAGAGCUCUGGAAAAGGCCACAUCGAGAAGUUGAUCUUCCGGAUGGCUGCUCCCAAGAUUGCAGAGGUGACCUUCAUCAUGGCCAGCUACAUGAACCACUGCUCCACAGCUGUGGACCCGCCCCCCAACACGCCUGCUGCCUGCCAGCCAUGGGAACUGGAUGGACGACAGUUCUUUGCUUCUGUUCCAUGUGCUGCCAAGGGGCCAACGUUGCUGUGAAUAUUUCUCCUACCCCUUUCCCCACCACCACCUGGUGCCUCUGGGAUUAGAGAGAUGUAUCCUCGGGUGCGAUACUACUGUGAUGGGUCUAACAGCCCCCUGCAGCCUGCCCCAGUUGUUCUGUGAAAUGUGUAUUUCAGUGUCCAUGAAGCCUUUACUCUCUAGGUGCCUUAUAAUGUUUCAGGGCCAACCUUUAAAAAUCCAGACCCAGUAUAAAAACCACUCUUUUUUUUUCACAAGAAUACUGAGCUCUGGAUGCUGCCCGAUUCUAGACACAGAUAGGGAUGGCCCACUGUUACUGGUUACUGAGGGCAUCAGUGCUGUAAGU
This is a messenger RNA of Balaenoptera musculus (blue whale), 4603 nucleotides long. It is a transcript of the gene PLEKHH1, whose product is annotated as pleckstrin homology, MyTH4 and FERM domain containing H1. The transcript has 29 exons. The record is from RefSeq and is a predicted model, not a curated record. Gene Ontology annotation, cellular component: cytoskeleton. Bases 217 to 4275 code for a protein of 1352 amino acids. Lineage: Eukaryota; Metazoa; Chordata; Mammalia; Artiodactyla; Balaenopteridae.